Molecule: messenger RNA, 1926 nt
Organism: Penicillium psychrosexuale
Lineage: Eukaryota; Fungi; Ascomycota; Eurotiomycetes; Eurotiales; Aspergillaceae
Product: ABC1 kinase family protein
Exons: 2
Coding region: 1-1926 (641 amino acids)
Source: RefSeq, a predicted model, not a curated record
AUGGCGUACGCGACCUUCCGCUCUGUGCGGCCCACCGUCAUCCGUCCCUCACUCCGGCGCCCGCACCGAUAUGCUCACUCAAGCCAAUUCCAACCCUUCGUGCCGCCGUCACCGAGCUCCCUGGGGAAACCUAGAGAAGCAAAGACCUACAAACGAACCAUCAAAUGGUUACGCCGAAUCAUUUAUGUCUCACUAGCAACAGGCGUCGCUUGGGGCAUCGACCGCCAGUUCUACGCCUCAUCGCUGACUCGAACAGCCCGGACCUUUUCCCUCGGUAUCUUCGUCGCUCUCGACUACAAAAUUAACUUCCGAGCACACCCACCACUGGCUAGCUCUGUUACUGCCGUACACGCCCGCACCGCAGAGCGGUUGUCGCAUCUGUUGAGGCAUAAUGGUGGUCUCUACCUGAAGAUGGGUCAGGCAAUUGCAAUGCAAUCUGCCAUUCUGCCCCCUGAAUUCCAGCAGAUGUUCUCGCGAAUGUUCGAUGAUGCGCCGCAGAACGACUGGAAGGAUGUCGAGAAGGUCAUUCGUGAGGAUUUUGGGAAGUCGCCUGAAGAGGUAUUCGGUGUUUCGUUUACAGGAGACCCUGAUAAGGGCGUGAUGGAGCGCAGAGCCAGAGCCAGUGCCAGUGUUGCUCAAGUCCACUGGGCUCGUCUGCAGGAUGGCACGGAGGUUGCGAUCAAGGUCCAAAAGCGGGAGAUCGUACAGCAAUUGGCAUGGGAUCUCUGGGCCUUCAAAGUUGUGACCUUUGUCUACAGCAAAAUGUUCGACAUCCCUUUCUACAGUCUUGUUCCCUAUAUCAGUGAGAGACUAUCGCUCGAAACAGACUUCGUAAAUGAAGCAGAUAACUCGGAAAACAUGGCCAGGCUAGUGGCCGCUGAACCCCGUCUGCGCGACCGCGUGUAUAUCCCUCGAGUAUUCCGCGAACUGAGCUCAAGGCGCGUCAUGACUGCUGAAUGGGUGGAAGGCGUACGACUCUGGGAUAAAGACUCCAUCACGCGGCCCUGGCGCGGCGGCUGGCACCAGGGAAGUCCAGGCUGUCACGGUACACCGCUUGACCGACCGCAGGAGGGUUCUGCGAAUCGACCGAGUACCAAGCCAAAGCGUGACUACUGGCGAGGCCCUAACCACAACGGCGGACUAGGACUGUCAGUCAAGGACGUGAUGACGACCAUGGUAGAUCUGUUCUCUGCCCAGAUGUUCAUGUGGGGAUACGUCCAUUGCGACCCGCACCCAGGCAACAUCUUCAUCCGCCGCAAGCCGUCCGGAAAGGCAGAGCUGGUUCUGAUCGACCACGGCCUGUACAUCCACAUGGAUCCCAAGUUCCGACACCAAUACGCGCGGUUCUGGAAAGCUCUCCUUACCUUCGACAAUCGCACGCUGGGCGAGAUUGCCAGGGACUGGGGCGUGAACAACGCUGACAUCUUCGCAUCAGCAACGUUGAUGCGUCCCUACAGCGGCGGAGACAAGUCCACGCAGCGCGGUCUCCAGGGACUGAGCAAGUCGGAGCGUGCAGAGCGGCACUACGAGAUGCAACAGGGGAUGCGCAAGGCGGUCCGUGAUAUGCUAGGCGAUGAAACCAAGUGGCCACAGGAGCUGAUCUUCAUCGGUCGCAAUCUGCGCAUCGUCCAAGGUAAUAACCAGUUCCUGGGCUCGCCGGUGAACCGUGUUAAGAUCACUGGUAUCUGGGCUUCGCGUGCGCUUAUCGAGUCGCCGGAUCUGCCGCUGGCCGAGAAGAUCCGCAACAUCGGGCGCCAUUUUAUCUUCCGCAUGGUGCUGUUUAGCACUGAUAUCUUCUUCUAUUUCACCAAAGUGCGCCAGUUCUUGCAUCUGGGUGGUGGUAUGGAGGAUGACAUAGAGGCCCAGAUGCAGAAUAUGGCCAAGGAUAUGGGUGUUGAGCUGAACCACAGCGUCUUCGAGGGAUAG